Messenger RNA from Drosophila simulans, 653 nucleotides. RefSeq lists its product as uncharacterized. The coding region runs from base 185 to 550 and encodes 121 amino acids. Lineage: Eukaryota; Metazoa; Arthropoda; Insecta; Diptera; Drosophilidae. The record is from RefSeq and is a predicted model, not a curated record. The transcript is spliced from 4 exons.
UCGGUUCUCAUUCGUUGCCUUUCAGUCAGUCAGCCCCUUUGACUUGAGCAAAGCAGUUAUUUUUACAUUCUCUCUGAGAUCUUUAUAAAUUUCGAAAAUUUCUUUGUACAAACUUACCUAAUUUCGCCAUGAAAAUCUUCGAAGGGAUCGCUCCGAUUGGAAAUUCUCGAGCAGUCACGAGGCAAUGGUAUUCUUCUGUACCUUCGGCUUCAGUAUCCUUGGCGUGAUAUUCCAUUUUAUAGAUUUCAUGAACCUUUUCUUCGGAGCGAUGCGUUUGGGGCCAAUCAGAAUCUUGACAAACAAAAACUUUUUAAUGCUGACAGCGUGGUUAUUAGUGAUAUACGCCAUGGUAUUUAUCAAGCCGUGUUUCGUAUAUCCCUAUCUUGGGCUUUCUGGCAUCAUCUUGACCAUCGAUUUGUUCGUCCUGGUAUUAGAUAUCGUGCGACGUGUCAGGAUAUCACUGGACCGCAAGGUGACCAUUUGGAAUAUGAUGCUCAACUUGUGCUUUGUUGUUUACGUACAGGCGAUCCUUAACAAACAGAAUUUUUAGUCAAGUUAUAGCCAAAAAAGCCAAUUUGAAAAUUUAGUUUGUUACAUAAAUUGUUUCCCAGAUUUUUUGUAAAAAAAAAUAAUCUGUAUUUUGAUCAAAUCAU